This is a messenger RNA of Gymnodraco acuticeps, 6806 nucleotides long. RefSeq lists its product as uncharacterized. The transcript is spliced from 2 exons. The record is from RefSeq and is a predicted model, not a curated record. The coding region runs from base 86 to 6430 and encodes 2114 amino acids. NCBI's taxonomy places the organism in Eukaryota, Metazoa, Chordata, Actinopteri, Perciformes, Bathydraconidae.
UCUGAUUGGGAAAGUACUGAUCUGUGUCAAGAAAACCUAUUUGACCCUACCAGACCAGAUUCUCCCCAGUCAGUGUUUUCAGACUAUGCACUUGACGUGCUAUUUAGUAGCAGGGACAUUGUCCCCAGAAUCCAUCUCUUCUGAUUUUGACUUUUCUUUUCUGCAGGACUGGUUAGCAGACUUUAGAGCAUCCUCCCCAGAUUAUCUGGAGUCAGUUGGGCAACAUUCCUUCUCUUGUGCAAUAACCUUUGGCAUAAUGGAAAGUCAACAUUGUGACUACUACUUGCACUACUCUCAAAAUAGACCAGUAUCACCUUUUUCAACACUGUCAGAUAUUGAGUAUUUCGGAUUCUGUCUCGAGGAAUUAUUUGAUGAAAAUAGACCAGAUUCGCCAGAUUCAUCUAUCUUACCAGUUGGUGCUGAAAAAUCAAGCAUAACUAUAUCUGGGUCCCCACCAUUGUCCACAACAAGAGCUCUUACAUAUGCAGAUGUUGUGCGAGGCCUAACGCAUGAAAGUAUAGCAGAAGCUUUGUUGGUCUGCAAACCAUUUGAAUUUGUUCCUAUUGGGCCUCAGUUAGAGUCAUCAGACAACAAGUGGACUCACUCCUCAAUAGAGGACUGGGUCACUAAAGUGGAAUCACAGUCUCCCAAGGCAGUGGCGUCUCAUAGUGGACAAAGACCACUUUCUUCUGACUCACCAGUUCCACAGUUCAGAUUUCCCCAUAUCUGUUACGAUUCGGAAUUGUCAAGGAACAGGUCAUUCACACCACAAUCAACAUUUUCAGACUGGGAAGGUACUGAUCUGUGUCUAGAAACCAUAUUCGACACUGCCAGACCAGAUUCUCCCCAGUCAGUGUUUUCAGACUAUGAACUUGAUGUGUUAUUUAGUAGCAGGGCAUUGUCCCCGGACCCCAUGUCAUCUGAUUUUGACUUUUCACACCUGCAGGACUGGUUAGCAGACUUUAAAGUAUCCUCCACAGAGUCAGUGGCAUCUCAAAGUGAACAUAGGCCAGUCUCUCCAGACUCACCUGUUCCUCAGUACAGUUGUCAGUAUCUGGGUGAACAUGUGGAAUUGUCAAGGCAAAGGUCAUUUACACCACAAUCAUUAUUUUCGGAUUGGGAAAGUACUGAUCUGUGUCUAGAAAACCUAUUUGACCCUACCAGACCAGAUUCUCCCCAGUCAGUCAUUUCAGACUAUGCACUUGACGUGUUAUUUAGUAGCAGGGCAUUGUCCCCAGAAUCCAUCUCUUCUGAUUUUGACUUUUCUUUUCUGCAGGACUGGUUAGCAGACUUUAGAGCAUCCUCCCCAGAUUAUCUGGAGUCAGUUGGGCAACAUUCCUUCUCUUGUGCAAUAACCUUUGGCAUAAUGGAAAGUCAACAUUGUGACUACUACUUGCACUACUCUCAAAAUAGACCAGUAUCACCUUUUUCAACACUGUCAGAUAUUGAGUAUUUCGGAUUCUGUCUCGAGGAAUUAUUUGAUGAAAAUAGACCAGAUUCGCCAGAUUCAUCUAUCUUACCAGUUGGUGCUGAAAAAUCAAGCAUAACUAUAUCUGGGUCCCCACCAUUGUCCACAACAAGAGCUCUUACAUAUGCAGAUGUUGUGCGAGGCCUAACGCAUGAAAGUAUAGCAGAAGCUUUGUUGGUCUGCAAACCAUUUGAAUUUGUUCCUAUUGGGCCUCAGUUAGAGUCAUCAGACAACAAGUGGACUCACUCCUCAAUAGAGGACUGGGUCACUAAAGUGGAAUCACAGUCUCCCAAGGCAGUGGCGUCUCAUAGUGGACAAAGACCACUUUCUUCUGACUCACCAGUUCCACAGUUCAGAUUUCCCCAUAUCUGUUACGAUUCGGAAUUGUCAAGGAACAGGUCAUUCACACCACAAUCAACAUUUUCAGACUGGGAAGGUACUGAUCUGUGUCUAGAAACCAUAUUCGACACUGCCAGACCAGAUUCUCCCCAGUCAGUGUUUUCAGACUAUGAACUUGAUGUGUUAUUUAGUAGCAGGGCAUUGUCCCCGGACCCCAUGUCAUCUGAUUUUGACUUUUCACACCUGCAGGACUGGUUAGCAGACUUUAAAGCAUCCUCCCCAGAGUCAGUGGCAUCUCAAAGUGAACAUAGGCCAGUCUCUCCAGACUCACCUGUUCCUCAGUACAGUUGUCAGUAUCUGGGUGAACAUGUGGAAUUGUCAAGGAACAGGUCAUUCACACCACAAUCAACAUUUUCAGACUGGGAAGGUACUGAUCUGUGUCUAGAAACCAUAUUCGACACUGCCAGACCAGAUUCUCCCCAGUCAGUGUUUUCAGACUAUGAACUUGAUGUGUUAUUUAGUAGCAGGGCAUUGUCCCCGGACUCCAUGUCAUCUGAUUUUGACUUUGCACACCUGCAGGACUGGUUAGCAGACUUUAAAGUAUCCUCCACAGAGUCAGUGGCAUCUCAAAGUGAACAUAGGCCAGUCUCUCCAGACUCACCUGUUCCUCAGUACAGUUGUCAGUAUCUGGGUGAACAUGUGGAAUUGUCAAGGCAAAGGUCAUUUACACCACAAUCAUUAUUUUCGGAUUGGGAAAGUACUGAUCUGUGUCUAGAAAACCUAUUUGACCCUACCAGACCAGAUUCUCCCCAGUCAGUCAUUUCAGACUAUGCACUUGACGUGUUAUUUAGUAGCAGGGCAUUGUCCCCAGAAUCCAUCUCUUCUGAUUUUGACUUUUCUUUUCUGCAGGACUGGUUAGCAGACUUUAGAGCAUCCUCCCCAGAUUAUCUGGAGUCAGUUGGGCAACAUUCCUUCUCUUGUGCAAUAACCUUUGGCAUAAUGGAAAGUCAACAUUGUGACUACUACUUGCACUACUCUCAAAAUAGACCAGUAUCACCUUUUUCAACACUGUCAGAUAUUGAGUAUUUCGGAUUCUGUCUCGAGGAAUUAUUUGAUGAAAAUAGACCAGAUUCGCCAGAUUCAUCUAUCUUACCAGUUGGUGCUGAAAAAUCAAGCAUAACUAUAUCUGGGUCCCCACCAUUGUCCACAACAAGAGCUCUUACAUAUGCAGAUGUUGUGCGAGGCCUAACGCAUGAAAGUAUAGCAGAAGCUUUGUUGGUCUGCAAACCAUUUGAAUUUGUUCCUAUUGGGCCUCAGUUAGAGUCAUCAGACAACAAGUGGACUCACUCCUCAAUAGAGGACUGGGUCACUAAAGUGGAAUCACAGUCUCCAAAGGCAGUGGCGUCUCAUAGUGGACAAAGACCACUUUCUUCUGACUCACCAGUUCCACAGUUCAGAUUUCCCCAUAUCUGUUACGAUUCGGAAUUGUCAAGGAACAGGUCAUUCACACCACAAUCAACAUUUUCAGACUGGGAAGGUACUGAUCUGUGUCUAGAAACCAUAUUCGACACUGCCAGACCAGAUUCUCCCCAGUCAGUGUUUUCAGACUAUGAACUUGAUGUGUUAUUUAGUAGCAGGGCAUUGUCCCCGGACCCCAUGUCAUCUGAUUUUGACUUUUCACACCUGCAGGACUGGUUAGCAGACUUUAAAGCAUCCUCCCCAGAGUCAGUGGCAUCUCAAAGUGAACAUAGGCCAGUCUCUCCAGACUCACCUGUUCCUCAGUACAGUUGUCAGUAUCUGGGUGAACAUGUGGAAUUGUCAAGGAACAGGUCAUUCACACCACAAUCAACAUUUUCAGACUGGGAAGGUACUGAUCUGUGUCUAGAAACCAUAUUCGACACUGCCAGACCAGAUUCUCCCCAGUCAGUGUUUUCAGACUAUGAACUUGAUGUGUUAUUUAGUAGCAGGGCAUUGUCCCCGGACUCCAUGUCAUCUGAUUUUGACUUUUCACACCUGCAGGACUGGUUAGCAGACUUUAAAGUAUCCUCCACAGAGUCAGUGGCAUCUCAAAGUGAACAUAGGCCAGUCUCUCCAGACUCACCUGUUCCUCAGUACAGUUGUCAGUAUCUGGGUGAACAUGUGGAAUUGUCAAGGCAAAGGUCAUUUACACCACAAUCAUUAUUUUCAGAUUGGGAAAGUACUGAUCUGUGUCUAGAAAACCUAUUUGACCCUACCAGACCAGAUUCUCCCCAGUCAGUCAUUUCAGACUAUGCACUUGACGUGUUAUUUAGUAGCAGGGCAUUGUCCCCAGAAUCCAUCUCUUCUGAUUUUGACUUUUCUUUUCUGCAGGACUGGUUAGCAGACUUUAGAGCAUCCUCCCCAGAUUAUCUGGAGUCAGUUGGGCAACAUUCCUUCUCUUGUGCAAUAACCUUUGGCAUAAUGGAAAGUCAACAUUGUGACUACUACUUGCACUACUCUCAAAAUAGACCAGUAUCACCUUUUUCAACACUGUCAGAUAUUGAGUAUUUCGGAUUCUGUCUCGAGGAAUUAUUUGAUGAAAAUAGACCAGAUUCGCCAGAUUCAUCUAUCUUACCAGUUGGUGCUGAAAAAUCAAGCAUAACUAUAUCUGGGUCCCCACCAUUGUCCACAACAAGAGCUCUUACAUAUGCAGAUGUUGUGCGAGGCCGAGCGCAUGAAAGUAUAGCAGAAGCUUUGUUGGUCUGCAAACCAUUUGAAUUUGUUCCUAUUGGGCCUCAGUUAGAGUCAUCAGACAACAAGUGGACUCACUCCUCAAUAGAGGACUGGGUCACUAAAGUGGAAUCACAGUCUCCCAAGGCAGUGGCGUCUCAUAGUGGACAAAGACCACUUUCUUCUGACUCACCAGUUCCACAGUUCAGAUUUCCCCAUAUCUGUUACGAUUCGGAAUUGUCAAGGAACAGGUCAUUCACACCACAAUCAACAUUUUCAGACUGGGAAGGUACUGAUCUGUGUCUAGAAACCAUAUUCGACACUGCCAGACCAGAUUCUCCCCAGUCAGUGUUUUCAGACUAUGAACUUGAUGUGUUAUUUAGUAGCAGGGCAUUGUCCCCGGACUCCAUGUCAUCUGAUUUUGACUUUGCACACCUGCAGGACUGGUUAGCAGACUUUAAAGUAUCCUCCACAGAGUCAGUGGCAUCUCAAAGUGAACAUAGGCCAGUCUCUCCAGACUCACCUGUUCCUCAGUACAGUUGUCAGUAUCUGGGUGAACAUGUGGAAUUGUCAAGGCAAAGGUCAUUUACACCACAAUCAUUAUUUUCAGAUUGGGAAAGUACUGAUCUGUGUCUAGAAAACCUAUUUGACCCUACCAGACCAGAUUCUCCCCAGUCAGUCAUUUCAGACUAUGCACUUGACGUGUUAUUUAGUAGCAGGGCAUUGUCCCCAGAAUCCAUCUCUUCUGAUUUUGACUUUUCUUUUCUGCAGGACUGGUUAGCAGACUUUAGAGCAUCCUCCCCAGAUUAUCUGGAGUCAGUUGGGCAACAUUCCUUCUCUUGUGCAAUAACCUUUGGCAUAAUGGAAAGUCAACAUUGUGACUACUACUUGCACUACUCUCAAAAUAGACCAGUAUCACCUUUUUCAACACUGUCAGAUAUUGAGUAUUUCGGAUUCUGUCUCGAGGAAUUAUUUGAUGAAAAUAGACCAGAUUCGCCAGAUUCAUCUAUCUUACCAGUUGGUGCUGAAAAAUCAAGCAUAACUAUAUCUGGGUCCCCACCAUUGUCCACAACAAGAGCUCUUACAUAUGCAGAUGUUGUGCGAGGCCUAACGCAUGAAAGUAUAGCAGAAGCUUUGUUGGUCUGCAAACCAUUUGAAUUUGUUCCUAUUGGGCCUCAGUUAGAGUCAUCAGACAACAAGUGGACUCACUCCUCAAUAGAGGACUGGGUCACUAAAGUGGAAUCACAGUCUCCCAAGGCAGUGGCGUCUCAUAGUGGACAAAGACCACUUUCUUCUGACUCACCAGUUCCACAGUUCAGAUUUCCCCAUAUCUGUUACGAUUCGGAAUUGUCAAGGAACAGGUCAUUCACACCACAAUCAACAUUUUCAGACUGGGAAGGUACUGAUCUGUGUCUAGAAACCAUAUUCGACACUGCCAGACCAGAUUCUCCCCAGUCAGUGUUUUCAGACUAUGAACUUGAUGUGUUAUUUAGUAGCAGGGCAUUGUCCCCGGACCCCAUGUCAUCUGAUUUUGACUUUUCACACCUGCAGGACUGGUUAGCAGACUUUAAAGCAUCCUCCCCAGAGUCAGUGGCAUCUCAAAGUGAACAUAGGCCAGUCUCUCCAGACUCACCUGUUCCUCAGUACAGUUGUCAGUAUCUGGGUGAACAUGUGGAAUUGUCAAGGCAAAGGUCAUUUACACCACAAUCAUUAUUUUCGGAUUGGGAAAGUACUGAUCUGUGUCUAGAAACCAUAUUCAACACUACCAGACCAGAUUCUCCCCAGUCAGUGUUUUCAGACUAUGCACUUGAUGUGUUAUUUAGUAGCAGGGCAUUGUCCCCGGACUCCAUGUCAUCGGAUUUUGACUUUUCCACACCUGCAGGACUGGUUAGCAAACUUCAGAGCAUCCUCCCCACAUUAUCUGGAGUCAGUUGAACAACAUUCUUUGCCUUGUGCAAUGACAUUUGGCCAAAUGAAAAGUCAACAUUGUGACUACUACUUGCACUACUCUCAAAAUAGACCAGUAUCACCUGUUUCAAUGCUGUCAGAUGUAAUGUGUUGCAGUUUACUGUUUGAAGCUAAACAAACUGCUGAAAGCUCUGCUUCAGUGCAAGUCACAGAUAAAAAUGACACUCUGCCAACCUUUCUCUAAUGAAUCCAUGGCAUCAGAAUCCACAAUAUAUACUAAAGAAUACAAAGCAAGGCAAGGCAAGUUUAUUUAUAUUGCACUUUUCAACACAAGGCAAUUCAAAGUGCUUUACAAAAAAUGAAAGAGAAUAAGAAAAUGGCAUUUAAAAUCAGUCAUUAAAAA